AUGAAACCUUUGCUUGCUACCGUGGUAAUCUUUUUUGUAUCAGUCGUUGGUGCCAGUCGACUUUUUGAUAUAUCAAGCAUUCAAGAACUAUCUCGUCGCAGCGUUUCUAAUCGACCGAGGGAAGAUGAUUAUCGCAGGCCCAUACAAGAAUGUCCAAAUGUCAGGGGACAGGUGUGGAAAUUUUGCCCUUCAGCAGACUCUAAUGGAAUAUGGAAAUGCAUCAGGAUAACAGACUUGUGCGACGGGAAAGAGGACUGUCCAGAUGGCUCAGACGAAAACGCCACAAUGUGCGCUUUUCAUGCCAUGCAAGUGGAGGAAGAGAAUCGAAUGCGGGAAAGUUUACGCCAGUUACAACGAAAAUUGAACCUGUAG
Molecule: messenger RNA, 372 nt
Organism: Cylicocyclus nassatus
Lineage: Eukaryota; Metazoa; Nematoda; Chromadorea; Rhabditida; Strongylidae
Source: the annotation of a GenBank genome assembly